Molecule: messenger RNA, 1251 nt
Organism: Lolium rigidum
Lineage: Eukaryota; Viridiplantae; Streptophyta; Magnoliopsida; Poales; Poaceae
Exons: 3
Coding region: 1-693 (230 amino acids)
Source: RefSeq, a predicted model, not a curated record
AUGCCCGAGACCCCAUGGUGCAGCGUACAACGCACACAAGCGGACAUCGGCGCGAGAUCUGAACACACACUUGUGGAUGCACGCCACGGCGGCGAGGCUGCUACAGCUGGAAGCGCGCGUGAGCUCGAUGGCCCACCUCCCCGCAGCAUCUCAGCCAUGCGGUGCGGCGGUGUGUCCCAGCGCAUCAAGUCGCCACGCACGAAAGCCCGCAGAGCCUGCCAGGUCCGUCUUUCCUGCGAAAAAAAAAAAGAAACAAGGAAGAACGAAAUAGAGCUCCACUUCUCCACCUCCCUCGAUACCUCGAUAGGACACGGCGGCACGCCGUUCGCCACCGCUGGGUCGGCGCCCCGCUCCUCGCCGCUAGCCUGCGCCCAGCUAGUCGCCGCCCUCCACACUCCUCCCCCCUCGUCACAGUGCCUCCCCUCUACCGUAGGAGCUCAUCACAGGGUCUCAGAAGGUCUCCGCCGCCGAGGGCCUGGCCGCCGGCCACCGCCCGACCUCCGGUCAUCGCCGCCAUGCCCCGUUGAACCCGUGCGCCCCCUCGGCCUCGAUGCGCUUCCCGGCGGCGGCAUCGGCGUCAACCUAGAGAGCAAGGAGCAGGUUGAGAAGGCAAAGCAAGACUAUACCCUAUCUGAUCUCAGUGACAUACUCACGGAGCUGAAAGGCAUGGCCGUAGACAUUCAGUGGGGGUGAUGGAUCUGCUCUCCAACGGCGUGGAGAAGCUCGACUUCUUCUCCGACAAGCACGACGACAACCAGCAUGGAAAAGCAAGGGUGACGGAGCUUAUUGAACUCUCCACUUCUUCUCCGACAAGCACGACGACAACCAGCAUGGAAAAGCAAGGGUGACGGAGCUUAUUGAACUCAGUUGGAGGAUGGCGCGUGCACGUGGAGGACCGGAGCAGCUGGAGUGGGAAGACGCCGUUGGCACAGUUGUUGUCGCCGGAGCAACAACACGUGCUGAAACCAGCGGUGCCUUGCUGCUAGGAGCUGUCCAGUUUCUCUGCUAUAUCCGGGCAACUGGAGUCGGCAAGGUGUCCUGCUACUGCGACGACGAGGAAGAGGAGAAGUUGGUGAGGUGCUGCUGAUGUAGAUCGUUGAUGGCGAGGAGUUAGCGGCGGUGAUGAGAAGCCUUAAAUGUCUAAGAGGGAGUAUGUUUUAACCUAUGUAAUUUGGAAUAUUUGAUUGCAUGAAUAUGAAAUACGGACUGUAUGCAAGUUUGUUGUGAAGGCCAAUUGUUGAUAUCUAGAUA